Lachancea dasiensis is the source of this 1728-nucleotide messenger RNA. Lineage: Eukaryota; Fungi; Ascomycota; Saccharomycetes; Saccharomycetales; Saccharomycetaceae. The record is from the annotation of a GenBank genome assembly.
AUGAAGUUUUCUGGUGCUUUUAUCGGUUCUCUGGCGCUAGGAGGUGCUUUUGGCUCGCUGGUGGCUCGCGAGGACCUUCCGGAGCUGGUGUCGGUUGUGCCGAUGAAGAGAUACGUCAAGUUCGACUUUGGCAAACUGAGAGGUGAUUCCGCAGAAACAGCCCAAUUGGGGGCCACUGGGUCUGCCAACAUCUUCAAGAGAAAUGAUGGAACAGCUCUAGUGUAUUUGAAAAACGAACAAACGUUUUACUCGGUGGAGAUUGGUGUUGGAACUCCAGCCCAAAAUCAAACCCUGCUGAUCGACACAGGGUCUUCGGAUCUGUGGGUAAUGGGCUCCAAUAAUCCGUACUGUGCUGGGUCUUCCAGCUCCUCUUCCAAGAAAAAUGCCAAUCUAGAAAAUAAAGACCUGUUCAGCUGGUUUUCAUCUUUGACAGCCGACUUUACCACGACCGAUAUUGUGUCGGCUACCGAUACUCCUACCAGCACUUCUGUUCCUUCUGGUGAUGCCACGUUGUCGUGCUCCCAGUGGGGUACCUUUGCCACGAGUUCAUCUUCGACCUUCAAAUCCAAUGACACAGAGUUCUAUAUUUCUUACGGUGACGGUACUUACGCGUUGGGAACGUGGGGUUCCGACAGGAUCACCCUCCAAGACAUCGAAAUACCUAGGGUGAACUUCGGUGUAGCAAACGAAAGUACUUCGGAGUUUGGCGUCUUGGGCCUCGGUAUGGAGGAACUCGAAUCUACCAAUACCUUAUCCACUUCCGGUGACCAAUACACCUACAUCAACUUCCCAUCUGCGCUAAAGCUACAGGGUGAUAUCCAUACAAGAGCAUUCUCGCUGUUUUUAGACGAGUUGGACGCAUCCCACGGCUCCAUCUUAUUUGGUGCCGUGGACCACAGCAAAUACAGCGGUAACCUCUAUACCGUUCCCAUUAUCAACACAUAUAAAAGCCAGGGCUAUGCUAACCCUAUACGUUUCGAAGUUACCUUGCAAGGUCUCGGUUUGAUAGUCAACGAAACUGGGACAACGAUCACAACCACCAAGAUUCCAGUCGUUCUCGACUCUGGGUCCACAUUAAGUUACUUGCCUUCUUCGUUGGUGAGUGCAGUGGCAAGCAACCUCGAUGCUACUUAUAGCUCAUCUAGUGGACUGUAUUUCUUCGACUGUUCCGAGAUUUCUGACGAGGACUCGUUUGUGUUCGACUUUGGCGGUUUCCAAAUUAGUAGUUCAUUGAAAAACUACGUUCUCGAAACGAGCAGUGGGAGUCAAUGUGCCCUAGGAAUGGUUCCACAGUCGUCGGGUAGCUUCAUUUUGGGUGAUAACUUUUUGACAGCUGCCUACGUGGUGUUUGACAUUGACAAUAUGCAGAUUUCCAUGGCGCAGGCAAAUUACGACGGCGGAGAUGAAGAUGUAGAGGUGAUCUCUAGCACAGUGCCGGGGGCAACAAGUGCACCUAUGUAUUCGUCGACUUUUUCGUCUUCAGCGUCGAUCACCACAGGAGGGAAUAUCUUUACGUUGUCUUCGGGAGCCUAUGCCACCACAAAAUCAAAUUCUAAUAGCACAAUCACUUCUAUCCGGGGUUCUAACAGUGGAUCUAACUCUGCCUCUAGCUCUGCUACUUCCUCGGGUGCCAAAGCUAAUGGCGCUGCUGCUGUCAUGGACUCGGAAUCCAGUAUUUUUGGAUUCCUCACAGUGUUUGGGAUCAGUCUCCUUGCAGGUUUGUUAUGA